AUGGUCUCAAUCACCCCAAACAGCCUGUCGUGGGUCACAGACAACGGCCAGGGAUUCUCAUUGCAAUACCCGAUGAUAGCAUUGCACGCCAUCUCCAGAGACUUAACAAACUUCGGAUCCGAAUGUCUGUAUCUGAUGGUAGAGGACAACAACAGUGACACGGAGUCGGGUGAGUGUCAGCCCUUUUGCAUACCUUUCCUCAAAGCGGUUCUCUCUGUGCUUUCGGUUCCUAUACUUAUCAUAUGUGCUGUUAAAAAUUUUAACCACAAAUCGUCGUUAUUGACUAAGAGUUCACUAUUGAAUGGCACGACUGAUGCUGUGAUGACAUCCAAACUCCAAUACCUGAUUCGCAACGAUAUGGUUAAUAAACUGCCAGAACCUGACACCUGCGCUACUAAUCUGACCAUUAAGUGCGAACCCGACAGUCCCUCCAGUGGUGGUGACAACAGUGCCGGUGAGCCCGAGACGGAGUUCAUAAGUGUGCCCACGUCUCCCAGUGCUAUCGUCGCCAUGGGCUUAGACUACGACAACUCUGCCGACAACUCGGCCGAGGAGUGGAUGGGUCGCAGUCCUGAUGAGUGCGACAAUCCCGAGGACUCGAUGCCUCCCACUCCUAGCGCUAGAAUAUCCUUCUCUAACGUAAACCUUCACUCUUCGCCUCUUAUGAGCGCUUCUGUCGAGAAGAAGACAAUCGAGUUUUGUGUGGUUUGUGGAGACAAAGCAUCAGGUCGUCAUUACGGGGCCAUCAGUUGCGAAGGCUGUAAGGGUUUCUUUAAGCGCAGUGUCCGAAAACAACUCAAUUAUGUCUGUCGUGCGAACCAGGACUGCGAAGUGACAAAACAUCACCGCAAUAGGUGUCAGUUCUGUCGGCUCCAGAAGUGUUUGCAAAUGGGAAUGAGAGCCGAUCACUGCCAACCAGAACGCAAACCCCUGGCCCUCGAGGGCAGUGCCAGUGCUAUACAAGCAGUGAUAGCCGCGGCCACCAAUUCAUCACAAUUAAUGCCUUCUCGUUCUUAUACGACGACAAACACCACUUCCACGUCAUCCCAACGCCAAAUCCUGCCCCGAGGGGGCUCUGCAGCCGAUAUGUCGGCGCUUUUCGACAACCAGUCGGCCUUAUCUAUGAUGGAGGCGACGGUCAGUGGCGCCAACUCUGGCCACACGUCUCACACCAGCAAAGCUAACGGAGACUUAAGUACUUUAGCUAACGUUGUCUCAAACCUUAUGGCACUCAAACAGGUGGCCGUCGCCGCCAUCAGUGCCAACACAUGCAGUGAUAGAACAGAUAUAAACAAAUUAGUCGAUACUACCGGUGCUAACAGUGAGAGUUCCAAAGAGACUAACAGUUCAACUGAUCGACAAAACCUAAUGAUAUCGAAAGCGGCGUUCGAUAUAAUGGCGAAAAUAGCUUCGGGUUCUAAAUCGAGUUCAGAACAAACGGCUUUCCUUUUCGGUGCAAUCGAUGCCGUCUGCGGACAAAACAAUGACAACGAAGACCUCUUCGAAAUCGACGGACCCAUCCUUACUGAUCAACACUUCACUUUCAAUCUCACGCCUCCCAUAGCCGGCGCUUCGUUUCUCUCACUCCAAUACAUCUGUGAGUCGGCCUCUCGUCUCCUCUUCCUGUCUGUCCAUUGGGCACAAUCUAUACCCGCCUUUCAACUCAUGUCUAUCGAUGUGCAGACAUCUCUCGUGAGGGGCUGUUGGUGUCAACUGUUUGUGUUAGGUUUGGCUCAAACCUCUCAAGUAAUGUCUUUGGCCACCAUAUUAUCUGCAAUUAUCACUCAUUUGCAAACAACUCUGCGCGAAGACAAGCUCUCCCUUCAGAGGGUGAAGGGAGUGACCGAUCAUAUCUGUAAACUCCAAGACUUUGUCAAUUCGUUUCAAAAGCUUGAAGUCGACGACAGAGAGUACGCAUACCUGAAGGCCAUCGUUCUGUUCAGUCCUGAGAACACAGGCAUUGGUCUUAUGAUGAACUGCAGACAAAUCGAUAGGUUUCAGGAGAAGACUGUCCGCGAACUCAGACAUUACAUCAAUGAGACCAGUUGUUCACCAGAGGAGGCCAGCGAUCGCUUCUCGAAACUCAUUCUAAGACUUCUUCCGCUGCGCUCUUUACUGCCGAACAUCACUGAAGAACUCUUCUUCUCGGGUCUCAUCGGAAGCGUUCAAAUCGAUAGUAUAAUACCCUAUAUAUUAAAGAUGGACGCCAAUGACUUCAACGCUGAGUUCAUGUCCUCGCGGGUCAAGACCGCUGCCGAGACAUCCCCUUCCCCUUCGAAAUUCAAUAAUUGACGCCUCCUUUCACUCAUUAUUACAUUUUCUAAUCACUCGAUAAAUUGUUUUGUUUUUGCAUUUUUUAGAUUUAAUUUCCGAAUCAUUGAAUCAAAACUUUGAAAUCAUGAAAACAUAGUUUUUUGAUUACAUUUAAG
Oppiella nova is the source of this 2429-nucleotide messenger RNA. The record is from the annotation of a GenBank genome assembly. NCBI's taxonomy places the organism in Eukaryota, Metazoa, Arthropoda, Arachnida, Sarcoptiformes, Oppiidae.